Molecule: messenger RNA, 3704 nt
Organism: Larimichthys crocea (large yellow croaker)
Lineage: Eukaryota; Metazoa; Chordata; Actinopteri; Sciaenidae
Product: histone-lysine N-methyltransferase 2C-like
Exons: 18
Coding region: 94-2766 (890 amino acids)
Biological process (GO): positive regulation of transcription by RNA polymerase II
Cellular component (GO): nucleus; MLL3/4 complex
Molecular function (GO): protein binding; histone H3K4 methyltransferase activity; transcription coactivator activity
Source: RefSeq, a predicted model, not a curated record
UCCUCCUGUUGCUCCUUCAGGGUCCAGGAGUCGUCGGAGCGUGACAGUCCUGAUGGUUUUGUCCCGUCGUCGUCUCCGGAGAGCGUUGCCGACAUGGAGGUGAGCAGGUAUCCUGACCUCUCCUUCAUCAAGCUGGAGCCGCCCUCGCCCUGCCCGUCGCCUACAUUUCCCAUCAUGCCCUGCUCCUGGGGGAAAGGUUCUGCAGUGAAACAGGAAGUGAAGGCGGAGCCUAACUAUCAGGGCCCUCCCUCCUGCUCUAACACAGACCUGGUUACCAUAGCGAUAACCCUGAACCCCGUUGCCACUCAGAACGUUGCAGGUGUCAUGGCGGCCGUGGCGGAGCUGCUGCGGGUCCCCGUUCCCGCCGACUACCAGCUGAGCCGACCCGCCGGACCCGAGCGCAGCUCUCUGGCUCUGCUGGCCGGAGUCCGAGUGCCGCUCACGCAGGGUUCAACAGGAAGUAGACAGCAGAGACCUCCAGCUGCUGCUGGGAAUGCUGCUGUCAGAAUGGACUACAUCCAACAUGGCGGUGCUGCUGCCAGGCCUCAGAGCUGCAGCUACUGCAAGGGGCUGCUGGGAAACGGAGUCCGCAUCAUGAAGGAGCUCAAACAGGAGGGUCAGUCCAGGCCCGGGUCCGGCCCAGUGUUCUGCAGUCCAAACUGCUCUGCGCUCUUCACGUCCGGGACAUCUGGAAACAAGGCUGCAGACGCUCCCAGCAGCGUGCAGCACCACUACACCAACAACAUGUCCUCCAUCGCCGUGCACUCCCUCCUCCACGCUCCUGCCUCACCUCCGCCCACCUCCUCCUCGCCACCGCUCUCCUUCCCUGCCGCCUCCACUAUCACCAUGGAGACCAGGCCACGCACAAACAGCCUCAAGGUGAAGGUGAAGUUAAAGCCCCGCCCCCGGGCGGUCCCGGGUGGAGAGGACUUGAUGUCGUCUCGCCACCUGAAGAGGACGAAGAGCUGCCGGUGGAGACGCUGGAGUGUCAGCAUCACGCUCAGCAGAGGCCCUUGCAUCCCCAGUGAAGCAGUUGCCAUGCCAACAGAGGAGGAAGUGGAUGUGCUGUUGGAGAAGUUGGGGGCGUGUCUCCGUCCUGACCCGUUACCCAAAGACCAGCGCCGGUGCUGCUUCUGUAACCAGCAGGGAGACGGACAGACAGACGGGCCAGCCAGACUGCUGAACCUGGACCUGGACCUGUGGGUCCACCUGAACUGCGCCCUGUGGUCCAGCGAGGUGUAUGAGACUCAGGCCGGCGCCCUGAUCAACGUGGAGCUGGCUCUGAGACGAGGUCUGACUCUGCGCUGCGCUCACUGUCAGCAGACCGGCGCCACAAGCGGCUGCAACCGCCUCCGCUGCACCAACACCUACCACUUCACCUGCGCCCUGCAGGCCCACUGCACCUUCUUCAAGGAUAAGACCAUGCUGUGCCACCUCCAUAAGCCCAGGAUGGUUCCUCUCAGCGGGGACAAGUCCUCCAGCUGCUCCCCCUCCUCCACCCUGGUGCCGACCCCUGACCUGGCGACGAUGGCGGCCUGUGACCCGUACGACUCUGAGCUGCGUUGCUUCGCUGUGUUCCGGCGGGUGUUCGUGCAGCGGGACGAGGCGCGGCAGAUCGCCGCCGUGGUGCAGCGCGGCGAGCGGCAGCACACCUUCAGGGUGGGCAGCCUGCUGUUCCGCACCAUCGGCAGGCUCCUCCCACACCAGAUGAACGCCUUCCACAACAAGAACGCCAUCUUCCCCAUCGGUUACCACGCCAACCGCAUCUACUGGAGCAUGCGCCACAGCAGCCGGCGCUGUAAGUACGUGUGCUGCAUCGAGGAGCACGCCGGCCAGCCGCUGUUCAAAGUGAAGGUGGUGGAGAAAGGCUACGAUGACCUCACGCUGAGCGGACCAACACCCAAAGCUGUGUGGGACCAGAUCCUGGAGCCAGUGUCCCGCCUGAGAGCGUGCACGGGGACGCUGAAGCUGUUCCCAGUCUACCUGAAAGGAGAGGACCUGUUCGGUUUGACCACGUCUGCCGUGACCCGGAUCAUCGAGUCUCUGCCAGGUGUGGAGACCUGUGAGCGCUACACCUUCCGUUACGGCAGGAACCCUCUCAUGGAGUGGCCUCUGGCCUUCAACCCGUCUGGUUCGGCCCGCUCUGAACCCAAAGCCUGCCAGAUCAAGAGACCCAACCUGUUGACCAGCAUCGCUCCCAGGUGUCAGGGCUCGGUGGGCUCCAUCGUGGGCCUCGUGCCCGGCGUCAUCUCUCUGUCUCCGGGCGAGUCGGUGGCCGGCGCUCACCAGGGGCGCCACUCCAAGGCGGCCCAGUACAGACGCAUGAAGGCCGAGUGGAAGACCAACGUCUACCUGGCCCGCUCUCGCAUCCAGGGUCUGGGUCUGUAUGCUGCCAGAGACAUUGAGAAAUGCACCAUGGUCAUCGAGUACAUCGGCACCAUCAUCAGGAGUGAAGUAGCCAAUCGUAAAGAGAGGCUGUACGAGUCACAGAACCGCGGUGUGUACAUGUUUCGUAUCGACAACGACUUCGUGAUCGACGCCACCAUCACUGGAGGACCGGCCAGGUACAUCAACCACUCGUGUUCUCCCAACUGCAUCACAGAGGUGGUCACCGUGGAGAAGGAGAACAAGAUCAUCAUCAGCUCCUGCAGACGCAUCCAGAGAGGAGAAGAGCUGUCUUACGACUACAAGUUCGACCUGGAGGAUGAUCAACAUAAGAUCCCGUGUCACUGUGGAGCUGUCAACUGCCGCAAAUGGAUGAACUGAACGAACGAUCACACUCACACACUCACACUCACACACUCACACACUCUCACACACACUCACACACACUCACACACUCACACACUCACACACACUCUCACACACUCACACACACACUCUCAUACACACACACACUCACACACACACUCUGGCAGCUCUCUCUCUCUCGGUGCUGAAACUGGAUGUUGAUCGCCCGUCGCUGUGUGGGCGGAGCUACACUUAAUAGAAGUCCAAUCAUCGAACAGAUCAGAGAUAAUAAUGAGGGGGCGGGGCUACACCUGUGUGUGGGCGGGGUUACUGUGGGCAGGUGUGAGGGGGCGGGGCUUAUGACGAGGCUGGUCCUCUGUGUGUAUAUUGAGUGUAAAUGUGAAAUAUGAGACGCUUCAUGAAGCUGCACUAACCCACGAUUCCACACAACAUACUUGAUUCCUUCUCCUCCUCCUGCUGCUCCUCCUCCUGCUCCUGCUGCUCCUGCUCCUGCGUUGUGUUCAUGUCCUGUAAAAUAAGAGAUUGUUUUUGUAUUUAUUACUGAAUGAAGAUAUUUUUUAGUCCACGGUGCGUUCGAGGUCCGGAGCUGCGGCGUGUAAAUAUGUGUAUGAUACAUCGUCAUCCUCACCUUCAUCAGCUGUCCGUCUUUCUGUUUCCUGUCCCGGCGCUGGAGCCCGGUGCACUCUGAUUGGACAAAGACUGAACAGUGUCGGGUUUCACCGCGGCCUUCAGCUGACCUCAGUGUCUUUGAGUUUGCCCAGAGUUUUGUCUGCAGGCGUCGUGUUUUUGUUUCACUGAGUCCUGCUGCGUGUACAGACGAGGUUUCACCAGGACUCUGACUUUUUUUAUUAUUGGAUGUGAUGAUGAUGAUGAUGAUGAUGAUGAUGAUGAAGAAAUGUGGAAUCUGAUUUAGAAUCAUUUACAAAAAUAAAAUAUUUUACAUCUUAAAGAAA